This is a messenger RNA of Drosophila virilis, 847 nucleotides long. RefSeq names its product antigen 5 like allergen Cul n 1. NCBI's taxonomy places the organism in Eukaryota, Metazoa, Arthropoda, Insecta, Diptera, Drosophilidae. The record is from RefSeq and is a predicted model, not a curated record.
UCAGUAAGUCUGUGGUCAUAGAAUGGAGCGAAUGUGCAUAGUUGUACUUUUAAUUUUCGUUUGCUACACCAAAUGUCUGGCCAUAGACUUUUGUAAUAUGACUGAGUGUAAAGGAGUAAGCCAUUUGGGCUGCAACAAUGAUUUGACCUUUCAUAGUAGUUGCAUGCAUAAUUGUAUACUGCUCAAUAUGCAAAUAUAUAAGGAUUACCUGGUCAAGUUACACAAUAAAUACCGCGAAGAUGUGGCGUCCGGAGCUUUAAUGGGUCUGGCUCAAGCUAGUCACAUGCCGGAGUUGUUGUGGCAUUCUAAGCUGGCUCUGAUAGCUGAGUACCAUGUGAAGCGUUGUCUACAGAGACUUGAGAACUGCAUGGCUGUUACUGCGUUUCCCAAUCCAGCUGUUAACUACGGUUCAAGUUGGUUAAAUAUUGCAUCGCUUCCCAGCUAUACGCGUUCGACGAACUCUGAGAAACUAACUAGUCAAACCGAGCAGUGGUUGCACCAGGUGUAUAACCUUGCACAAGGGGAUCUUGGAGUUGAAGUCUAUGAGAUUAAAAACAUACUUAAUGAUAACAACAGCUACGUGGGAUGUGCCGCGGCUGAGGACUAUGAUAAGGCGGCCGAUCGCUUUGUGCUAAUAUGUUACUACAACCAUCCGCAUGAGGAGAUUCGUCAAAUCUAUAAGAGCGGAAAAUUUGAGGUACAGCAAUGUCCUCACGGGGUCAGCGAUAGUUAUCCACAUUUGUGCAAAACGAUUACCGACAUAAACGACUAAAAGAUUAAAACUUUCAUUUCUAACAAGCCGCUCCACUCUGGAUGGUAGCCUAAUUAAAUGUGACAGGUAAAAAUA